CCACUAACUCUGACUUUUUGUGUAGGAAUUUGGGAUAUUUUUAAGUACACUCUUUUAAGGUGUCAUGUAUAGAAUUACGAGUGAACGACACAAAAAUGCUAUUUUUCUCUGCUAAACCUCGCCUGGAUUGAUUAAUCAAACGGCGUUCAAGCCAAUACAGUAUUCUUCUCUUUUCUGUCCGCCGCUGUCCUACCGCCCUCAAUUGAUUAUCCAAUAGGACAAUUGAUCAGGACGAUCGAAGUUACAACGGCCUAUCAGCGGCUGUAGUUUUAGGGGUUUGUGAGGAGGUUCAGUGCGCUUUGUGUUGCGGCGGAAGGGUGAGAGGCCGCACGUUGCGCUUUUACGCACGGCUCCUGCAAGUUUUCUUUCAGUUGUUGAAAAGUAAAAUAGUACUUUAGACGCAUCUUGUUUAAUUUGGCUACAUGGGGAGAAAUAUAUUCUAAUCGCUCAUAGAUUCGCUCAGACGUAAGCUGCAGCUCUUUGGGCAGAAGAGAGAAGUGUUUACACGCUGUUUAUACCUUUGAGAAAAUUCGGAGAUUCUCUCCGCUUCGAGUUUAUAUAGUCUAGUUUCCGGUGCAAGGUUCUCUUCCCACGUGCAGUUUGUGCAUGUGUGGGAAGUCGACUUUUUAAAACCUUUUAAGCUUGUGUAUUAAAAUGAUACCAUUUAAAAUGUGCAUUUUUUUGCCAGCGUAUUGGCAGGGGUUUGGUUAAAUAGUAUUCUCGGACUGUUCCGAAUCUGGUGUAGAGAUGUGUCAUUUCUGACGGUAAAUUGUCAGUAACAAAAAAAGCAGAACUAAAAACUAGUCUGGCAGCUAAACUACAGCAAUGUGACUUGGCUACGGUCGGUUUUCACCGAUACUUCCACAUUCCUUGAAGAUCAAUUGAAUCCCCUUCAGGACUCGUGGUUCCCUGCCGGCUGAUGCCUGAAAGGCUCUCGUCUGGUUUCCCAGAUGGCGGCACCCUUGCUUCUGCUCUCCGCCAUGCUGUCCACACUUCCCAUGGUGCUCUGCUUCCCCAGUCCCUACAUGGACCAUGACCAUCAUGAUCCAAACAGGACAUCUGCGUCCAUCCGGUUUCUCGUGGUGGGCGACUGGGGGGGCCUGCCCAACCCCCCCUACAUGACGCCCAUCGAGAAGGCGACGGCCCACGAGAUGGGCAAGGCGGCCAAGCACAUGGGCGCGGACUUCAUCCUGGCGGUGGGAGACAACUUCUACUACCGCGGUGUGAACAGUGUGCGGGACCCGCGCUUCCAGGAGACUUUUGAGCGGGUGUUCACCGCAGAAUCCUUGGAGCACACGCCCUGGUACGUCAUUGCUGGGAACCACGACCACCUUGGGAACGUGGAGGCUCAGAUCGAAUACAGCCGGCACUCGAAGAGAUGGAAUUUCCGUUAUUACUACUACGAUCUGCACUUCCGUGUGCCGCACUCGGACGCCACGCUGACCAUCCUCAUGCUGGACACCAUCCUGCUGUGCGGGAACUCGCACGACUACCUGGACGAGCGUCCCCGGGGCGCCUCCGACAGCCUGAUGGCCAACCAGCAGCUGCAGUGGCUGGCCAAACAGCUGGAGACCUCCCGGGCCGACUUCCUGCUGGUGGCCGGCCACUACCCGGUGUGGUCAGUGUCCGAUCACGGCCCCACCGAGUGCCUGCUGGACAACGUGCGCCCCCUGCUGCUCAAGUACAAUGCCACCGCCUACCUCUGCGGCCACGACCACAAUCUCCAGUACCUGGAGGAGUCGGGAGUGGGCUACGUGGUGAGCGGAGCAGGCAACUUCCUGGAUAACUCCAUGAAACACAAGAAGUCUGUGCCCGCUCACUCCCUCAAGUUCUUCUACGGUCAGCAGAGCUCCCUGGGUGGCUUUGCGCACGUGGAGGUCACCAAGAAGGACAUGACCAUCACCUUCAUCCAGGCACGAGGGAAGUCCCUGUACCGCACUGUGCUUCCACGUCGCACCGCGCCCUAGAGCCAGGAAGACCACACUGCGUCUUUGACACCCUGCUGCCCAAGUCACACAGCUGAAGUUUUUUUAAUUUUUUUUUCUUUGCUCAGUAUACAUGUUUUAAAAACCUCCAUCCCUGAACCAAAGACAAGUGUGAUGGGUCCAUUGACCUUUAUGCAAGUUCUGGAUUUUAAAAUAGGUUAUUUUACACUGCAACUUUGUAUUUUUACACAUACAGAAACAAGAUGGUAACUAGUCCUAAGCCAUGCCUUUUAUGUAGAUGUAUCCAAUCAUUACAUUUUACCCUGCACAAUAUUUGCAAGGUUUAUUCCUUCACCUCUGAAAUGUCUUCAAUUAACCACUUUCAUUUCUGUAAGGUUAAUCACAUGAAACCAGUUGUGGCUUAAAUGCUUUAAUUAUCCCUUUACUCAAGAAACAGAUGUUAGUUGAAGACUAUCGGUAUAGAUGGAAAGGGUCUGUCUA
Messenger RNA from Lepisosteus oculatus (spotted gar), 2426 nucleotides. It is a transcript of the gene acp5a, whose product is annotated as acid phosphatase 5a, tartrate resistant. Gene Ontology annotation, biological process: bone resorption. The record is from RefSeq and is a predicted model, not a curated record. Gene Ontology annotation, molecular function: acid phosphatase activity; ferrous iron binding; ferric iron binding. NCBI's taxonomy places the organism in Eukaryota, Metazoa, Chordata, Actinopteri, Semionotiformes, Lepisosteidae.